This is a messenger RNA of Acanthocheilonema viteae, 1809 nucleotides long. NCBI's taxonomy places the organism in Eukaryota, Metazoa, Nematoda, Chromadorea, Rhabditida, Onchocercidae. The record is from the annotation of a GenBank genome assembly.
AUGUUGAAUGUUUCUCGACUUCACGCACUAUUCAACUACCAUCCUUCUAAUGGUAGUAAUGGUAUCGUAAGUGUAUUACUUCCUUCCGGUUCUAUUAUAUAUCUUCAGCAAACAACCACCGAUAAUGUGAGUGAAAUUUUAUGCAAGGUUUGCGAGGAGCUAAAACUUGAUCCGGAAAAAUACCAUAUCAUAAGAGAGGGUCGUGAUCAAGUUCGAUUAGAAGAACGAGAUUAUCAGUUGCAGAAGAAAGAACGAAGUCUCGGAUUAACUAUAUGUGCUAAAAUGUGUAGUAGUGGUGAAAUUAAGGCUGAAGUUCGUGCAAUCCGUGACAAAAUAGCUUGUGUUAAAGUAGGUGAUUUGGUGAUAAGCGUUGAUAAUCGAUUGAUUAGUUCGUUAAAAAGUGCUGAAGAAGUGCAAAUUUUGUUGCGUCACGGUACAAAUCUUGUCCUACGUAAACGUGACGCUAUCAUUUCGCAGUAUAUCAAGCCAAGACUAUUAUCUACUCCAAUAAAUAAUAGUACUACUACUACUACCACUACUGUUACAACAACCUUUGACAGUUUUGCACUACCACCUCCACCUCCGCAAUCUUCCAUAAGGAAUCGUUCUCACAGUAUGGAUCGAAUAUCUGAUAUUACAUCUUAUACGAACAAAAUUCGAAAGGAUCAACAAAACGAAUCAGCACGAUCAUCACCCACUCGAAGUGUUCAUCGAAUCUAUCAGCUAUCAUCAAAUAAUGAUCGUCAAAUGUUUCAUUCCACGUACGAGAAGUCAUCAUCAAGACGUGAGGAAUAUCGACAUACCACUCCUAAUAGUGCUAUUUCUGUAUCGCAUUUUAGUGAGGGAGCAAAAGAACAGCUCCUAAAAACAAUCAGUGAACUUGUAUCAACCGAAGAAAAUUUCGUACGUGAUGUUCAGAAGCUUGUAAAUCAGUAUUUAAAACCAACGAAUUUAAAUCUAUUGGAAACAGCUGAUUGUCUUUUACGAAUUCAAACUUCAUUCUUCUUAUCACUUCGUGAUGCAGCCGGAGAUGUUGCACGUUCAUUUACAGUUUCACAACAGCAAUUGCGAGACUCAUUAAUUCGUAUUUCGGCUUUAUUUGUCAACAAAUGUAGUAAAUUCAAAAUUUAUAGUGACUAUUCAGCUGCAUAUUUACGAUUUCAACAAAAUAAAAAAGAGAUAAGUGAUACUGCAACACGAUUGGAAAGAUUAAACAUUAGCGGUGAGCAAAGUGAAAGUGCUCAAUCAUUACUAAUCAAACCAAUUCAGAGAGUGCUCAAAUAUCCUCUCUUUUUACAACAAAUUAAAGAUAAUUGUUUUAAAGGAUCCGUAGAAAGGCAGCAAAGUGAACAGGCUCUAACAAAAAUGCAAGCCUUGGCGGAAUACGUGAAUGAAAUGCAACGAUUGACGGAGCAAUAUGGACAGAUUAUUGAAGAAAUUUCCACAAAAAAUGGAGCAGCAUCACGUAUGAAUUUCAGUCAAUUGUUAAUGUUUGCACAUAUUAAUUGGUUGAAUUGUUCCGAAAAUCGUUCACGUCCGGUUGCUUGCGUAGCAUUUGUUUUCACCAGUUUAAUUUUGAUUUUCUGCCCAACACUUUCCAAAAAUAAGACUAAAGUUUAUCGAAUUUUACCAAUUGUUGAAGUAGAAGUAAACGAAAUCGACAAUCAAUCAUCCCAAUCACAGUAUGCCUUCAUUCUUAUACAUAUCGGUUCAUCACGUGAACCCGUCUACCACUUAUGUUGCUGCCAAGCGGAAAUUAAAAAUCAUUUCGUCAAAUCUAUUCGCAAAGCGGCCGCUACUAUAGCGUAA